AUGUUGAUAGUAUCGCUGUACACAAAUGUACCAGUGGACUACGCUCUGAUGUGCCUAGAGGAACGAUGGACCGAGCUAGAAAACCACACGAACAUAGACAAGGAAAGCUUUAUGAAGACGGUAAAGGUAAUACUCGAGUCAACCUUCUUCGUAUACCAAGGUACGGUAUAUGGACAGACGUACGGAGUUCCGAUGGGAUCGCCACUAUCCCCAGUAAUCGCCAACGUAGUGAUGGAGAAACUGGAACAGGAGUGCAUAAAGAACCUGGAGGCGAAACAAAUACGAAUGAGGGUGUAUAAACCGUAUGUAGAUGAUUGCAUGUGUGUCGCGAGAAGAGAACACAUACAAACGAUCGUAGACACGUUCAACAAUUUCCACGAUCGUCUACAGUUUACAGUAGAACAUGAAGUGGGCGGGAAAAUGAAAUUCUUGGACAUGAUGUUAGAACGCGCCGAUAACAAAAUUACUACGUCGUGGCUUCCCAAACAACCCGACGGUAGGUAUCUGGAUUUCAAAUCCAAAAGCCCAUUUCAACACAAGCAAAAUACGGCGAUCGCGCUCAUUGACCGCGCGAUCAAACUAUCCUGUGGAGAUAAACGUGCGGAAGCACUAAACCACGCGACACGAAUCUUGCGGAAAAACCACUACCCCACAUGGUUCGUAAAUCGCGUACGAAAGAAACGUGUACACAAACACUACAACUCUUUGGAAGAAACAGGUACGGCAAACCAGCCCCAAAAGUUUGUGUCAGCCCCCUACAUACCAAGUUUGAGUGAGAAACUUACCAAAACCCUACAGCGGAACAACAUAAUCCUAGCCUCCCGACCACGGAACAAAAUUAAACACAUGGUGUUUAGCAAAAUGAAGGACCCGAUACCACCAGGGAAGCAGACGAAGGUAGUGUACUCGAUACCAUGCGGAACCGACGAUGGAAAAGUGUACAUAGGACAGACGAAACGCAUGCUGGAGAUACGGAUGGCGGAACACCGCAACGACUGCAGGAACCGAAAUCCAAAAUCGGGCUUGGCGGUACACACCAUCGAAGAGGGCCACGUGUUCAACUUCGAGAAAACGACAGUACUGGAGCGCAUCGAACACCCGGAGGUAAGGAUGAUCGCGGAGGUAUUUCACAUAAAAAAGCAAGGCGAUCAGCAAACAGUGAACCUCCAACGAGAAUGCGGCAAUUUUAACUCCACGUACAACGGACUAUUGGCUCGGCUUCGUGAGGAACCACGAACACGAACGCAGACACGAACGGCGCAAAAUACGAACAGUACCGACAACGAAACGAACGAAGUGCAUGCUGAGUAG
Aedes albopictus (Asian tiger mosquito) is the source of this 1311-nucleotide messenger RNA. RefSeq lists its product as uncharacterized. The transcript has a single exon. NCBI's taxonomy places the organism in Eukaryota, Metazoa, Arthropoda, Insecta, Diptera, Culicidae. The coding region runs from base 1 to 1311 and encodes 436 amino acids. The record is from RefSeq and is a predicted model, not a curated record.